AGCAAGCAGCCGUCCCAGGCUCUCCCCUGCUCCUGCGUCAGGCAGUAUUUGAAGAGGUGUAGGCAGGGAAAGGAGGCAGUACUUGUGGGCUUGCCUCAGAGCUGAUUUUGCUGCAAGAAAUAGAAGAUCAGAGCAAGAUCUUGGAACGCUUUAGAACUUGAAACUUUUUACUUGGUGCUAUACUUUGGACAAAAAGCGUUCCUUCUAAGGUACAUCCUUGAAUGGCAAAACGUCCCAGCUGGAGAAAGUGGUUCAGAUUCAUCCUCAUUUGAAGUUCUUCGACGUUCUCAAGGCAUAAAUAUACUUCCCAAAGCCAAAAGCUGAGGGUUACAUACAAUAGUUUACUUUAUAACUCCAAACAUCCCUUAGUUACUCCAAACCUUUAAACCAUCAAGGCAGAACAUUUGGAAACAUUAUAAAAAACACCGUAAGCAAGAGAAGAGCCUUCACAGUUACCCCAGAGGACACGUAAACAAGCCAUAAAUUAACUCCCUGCAAAGGAAACUCUGAGUACUCUCGCAAAUUGCACGAUGUCACGCUGGGGACGUAAGAAUGUCAAGAAGGCCCCCGAGGUGAUCAGGACAGUGACCGAGGGCCUGAAGUCACUCUACCGAAAAAAGCUCCUGCCUCUGGAGCAGUAUUACGGCUUCCAUGACUUCCACUCACCGAGUCUGGAGGACGCCGACUUUGACAACAAACCCAUGGUGCUGGUCGUUGGGCAGUACUCCACGGGAAAGACCACCUUCAUCAAGUAUCUGCUUGAACAGGACGUCCCUGGGAGCCGCAUAGGGCCUGAGCCCACCACCGACUGCUUCACCGCUAUCAUGCACGGAGACGUAGAGGGGCUCAUUCCCGGAAAUGCCCUCAUCGUGGAUCCCAACAAGCCCUUCCGCAAACUCAACCCCUUCGGAAACACCUUCCUCAACAGAUUCCAGUGCGCUCAGCUACCCAACCAGGUCCUGGAGAGCAUCAGCAUUAUUGACACCCCAGGAAUCCUGUCUGGGGCCAAACAGAGAGUGAGUCGAGGAUAUGAUUUCCCAGCAGUUCUCCGCUGGUUUGCUGAGCGUGUGGACCGAAUCAUCCUUCUCUUUGAUGCCCACAAGUUAGAGAUCUCAGAUGAAUUCUCAGAGGCUAUCGGAGCUCUCAAAGGCAAUGAAGACAAACUGCGUGUUGUGCUGAACAAGGCUGAUAUGGUUGAUACCCAGCAGCUCAUGCGGGUGUACGGAGCUUUAAUGUGGUCCCUGGGGAAAGUGUUUGGUACUCCUGAGGUUCUGAGAGUGUACAUCGGUUCCUUCUGGUCUGAACCUCUCAUGGUGACCGACAACCGCAAGCUGUUCGAAUUGGAGGAGGAAGAUUUGUUUGCUGAUAUCCAGAAUCUGCCACGUAAUGCAGCCCUACGCAAACUUAAUGACUUGGUCAAGAGGGCCCGUCUUGUGAGGGUACAUGCCCAUAUUAUCAGUUACUUGAAACAAGAGAUGCCAUCGGUCUUCAGAAAAGACAAUAAAAAGAAGAACCUGAUCUACCAGCUCCCGGUCAUCUUCUCCAAGAUCCAACUACAACAUCACAUCUCUCCUGGAGACUUCCCGGAUUGUGCCAAGAUGCAGGAGCAACUAAUGGCACAUGACUUCACCAAGUUUAAAGCCCUGAAGCCCAACCUUAUGAAUAUGCUGGAUGAGCUGUUGUCCAGUGACAUUGCCAAACUGAUGCCCCUUCUUAGGCAGGAAGAAAUAGAGGCUGGGGUUCAACCAGGUGUCCAAGGUGGAGCUUUCUUGGGAACCCGUGCCGGACCCUUUGUGGAAGGUGACCCCUUUGGAGAGGUUGCGAAUGAAAAUGGCGAAGUGGGUGAAGAAGAUGAGGAAUGGGUGGUGACAAAAGACAAGCCCAAGUAUGAUGAGAUCUUCUACAACCUCGCACCGAAUGAAGGCAAACUGAGUGGCACCAAAGCCAAAGAUUGGAUGGUGAGCACAAGGCUCCCCAACUCUGUUUUGGGUCGUAUCUGGAAGCUCUCGGAUGUGGAUCGUGACGGCAUGCUGGAUGAUGAGGAGUUUGCCCUGGCCAGCCAUCUGAUUGAAGUGAAACUGGAUGGUCAUGGGCUGCCCCCUGAGCUCCCUGCCCGUCUCGUGCCACCAUCCAAGCGUCGGCAAAAAGGCUCUGAUGCUUAGACAAUUGCACCCACAAUGCCUUGUGCAGUCUUCCGCAUGCUGUCCAGCUCUAAAUCAGCUGCUGUGCAUUCCCGUUCACUGUAUUUAGGUGCCGUUUUUGUAUUUUUGUAACACAUAAUUAAUGUCUUUCUUUGUAUUCUUGGUUCAGUUGCAACAAUUCAAAGAUUCCCAGCUGGAAGCCAAAGAGCGUUGCGAUAAACCAAAGAAUGGUCUCAGUCAUUUGGAAGGAAUGUUGCAUCUGUCACCAUUUUUAUUCUCGACGGUAAAGUCAUACAGCAUCACGUCCAGCAAUGCUACGCAUAUAACUCAAUUCAUACAUCCAAUGGCUCUAGAACUAUGGGAUAGCAAGCAAAGUUUUGAAGAUGACACGUUUAUUUUUGUCAUUUAGCGUAGAAAUAUGUAGACUUGGCUUCACGCACUUUUUCUUAUGGCUUUUACUGGUGUCUACAACUCAAAUCAGAAUGUGAAACCAAAGCAAGCACUCAAAACUCUGAAUCUUCUACGACCGCAGACCUGAGAAGGCAAGUGAAAACCUUUCUGAGACUUUGUUUUUCUAACGUGGAAAUCAGUUUACUAGCACGAUGCUGCCUUUGCCUUUACAAUUAAAAAGGAAAUGUGCUUUAUAUGUGAUCAGUUUUAUUAUUUUUUGUCUUUUUUGUAUUGAAUGAGCUCUAUGCAUACUAUGAACGAAUGUCACAAAUAUAUAUGAAUUAAAUAUUAAACGUCAAAGCAAAAAUGUGGAAAUUUCUUUUGACUACUGUAAACAGUUCCACUGACUGCUUCAGUUAACCAAUGUUUUCACAGUAAAUGUAUUGAGCUAAAUAAAGACUUUUUGACUUGUA
This is a messenger RNA of Danio rerio (zebrafish), 3004 nucleotides long. RefSeq names its product EH-domain containing 2b (gene ehd2b). The record is from RefSeq and is marked provisional. Lineage: Eukaryota; Metazoa; Chordata; Actinopteri; Cypriniformes; Danionidae. Gene Ontology annotation, molecular function: GTP binding; GTPase activity; calcium ion binding. Gene Ontology annotation, cellular component: cytoplasm; plasma membrane; endosome membrane.